UUAUAGUGAUCUCAGCUAAAGAAGAACAAAAGAAAUGGAUAGAGCUUACUAUAAUCGAUGGGCUGAUAAUGACUACGAGCAGUUACCAGAGUCCUGUUGUCUUGGACCGACCGAUGGAUCUCAAAGCAGUCUCAGUGGAUCCUACUCUUCCGAAAAUGUUGAACUCCAAGAGUCCUCCAAGUUUGAAAUGAACCGAUACUAUGGAUUAACCGAAGUUGACUCCAGUCUACAAGACGCCAUAGUGCGGAUGGAUUAUGUGCAAAGUGUGCUCAAUAAAAUAACGCUUACAAAUAAGAGUGCUGAAUUCUGUCAACUAUUAGAGGAUUUCUUACAUAACGUUGAAGGAAUGCGAAUAAAGCUCCAAACUAUACUUUCGCCAUUUGCAAAUCUGGAACAAUUUUCGACAGACCUUCUUCCAAUGACUGAUACCAAUUACAGCACAGGUAUCCCAUGCGCCACAUCAUACGCGCACAAACAGUUUCAGUUUAAAAAGUUGUUUGGUGAAUUCACUAUCUCCAAGAAUAAGGAAGUUGAAUAUUUUAAACAGAUCUUGGAACCCGAUAAUUCGUCAAUCUGUUUCAGCAAAUUCUACAGCAUCAUCCGCAUCUGA
Messenger RNA from Loa loa (African eye worm), 610 nucleotides. RefSeq lists its product as hypothetical. The coding region runs from base 35 to 610 and encodes 191 amino acids. The record is from RefSeq and is a predicted model, not a curated record. NCBI's taxonomy places the organism in Eukaryota, Metazoa, Nematoda, Chromadorea, Rhabditida, Onchocercidae. The transcript is spliced from 5 exons.